CGCACUUCCAUUGAUGCCUCGACGGCCUUAUUCUCGCCACUAAGCUUAUAGAAUGUUCCGGACUAAGGACGGAAAGUUCCCAAUGACAUCGUCGACCCACGAUUCCUUUUCUAAAAAUUGUAGCGUUUAUUCGGGCACGAAUGCUGUGGAGUCCCGCACAUAGCCUUCUGUCAGCCUUCCCAUCCAGCUGCGACCUCUUUCUUCCUUCUGAAAACAACCCUCUCCUCACAUUGAUCUGGCUUUGUGCCUUCUAUUUCACGUCUCUGGUAUGAGAUAACACGACUGAUUGUUUUCUACAAUCGUUCCAAGUGCGCAAACACGCGGGCAAAACGUUGCCACCUCCACCAUGGACUUCUCGAAACUGAGGGCGACUGCCCUUCAGAGUGCCAACGACGAGGAAGCAGUCACUGUCAAUACUCGAGCCUUGAUCGACAAAGUGCUUGCGCGAUACUCGGGCGAAUGGACAACUCUACGAGAGCUGAUUCAAAACGCCGCAGAUGCUCAGGCCUCGAGGGUGAAGAUCAAAUUCGAGUCGAUCCCAUCAUCUACCAUUCCUCUCCCAACCACGACGAACGCUUCAGAGAUCCUCAAGCAUGUACUUCUCAAUCAUACAUUGCAGCGAUUGGUGGUUACGAAUGAUGGACUGCCAUUUGGCGACAAUGACUGGACCCGGCUGAAGAGAAUCGCUGAAGGCAACCCAGAUGAGACGAAGAUCGGUGCGUUCGGUGUGGGGUUCUACAGUGUUUUUGCAGACUGCGAAGAGCCGUUCGUGAGCUCUGGGGACCAAGCUAUGGCCUUCUAUUGGAAAGGAAAUGCUCUGUUCACCAGAAAGACCAAUCUUCCCGCCGAGCAGACGAGUCGAGAAACCAACUUCGUCCUUGACUACCGAAAUACAACCACUCCUAUGCCGAACCUCCUCUCAAUCUCCCAAUUCCUUGCCACUAGUUUAACGUUUGUGGCCCUGCAGGCCAUUGAGCUAUGGGUAGACGACUCGAAGAUCAUAUCACUGCAGAAGAAAGUUUCGCCAGGCGUCGAAGUCCCAAUUCCCAGAAGUAUAAACACAGCGACUAAGGAAGGAAUCAUGACCGUCCAGAGCUUGGAACGAGAGAGUGUGCAGAUGGAUGCUACUUUCAUGAAUGUUGUUGGUUGGAAGCCUGCUACCUCAGUUACCACACCAAAGAUGCCUGGCAGUUUCGACGGUGCAUACGGUAGCAGCACGAAUGAUACUGGGGUUUUACUAAAGUCCUUCUUCUCGAGAAUCACGAUUGGUUCGGGACACGAUAAGACGAAGACAAAGGCUAUGAAGGAAGAAAAGGCGCUUCAAGAGAUCGUGCUUGAGGAUGUUACCGCCACCACGACUGUGAGUGUGUUCCUCAGAGUCACCACCGCAACUGUCAAGACAUCUGUAAGCAUGCAAUUCGCGGAAGAACUUGAACGUGCCACGAAGAAGCCACCUCCUAGGAUCACUCGACCAGCUCUUCUCACCGCAUCCUAUGACGAAGCCGUUGCCUCGACUGAAGAAAACGCAGUUGCAAAAGGUGUUGAUAUAUUUGCCUCCGUCGUCCCAGGCAAACAUCCCGGCGGACGCGUAUUCAUUGGCUUUCCAACGCACCAAACUACGGGCGCUGGUAUGCAUCUUUCAGCUCCCUCAGUCAUUCCUACCGUCGAGCGGGAGUCGAUCGAUCUUAAUGCGAGAUGGGUCAGAACAUGGAACCAAGAGAUGCUUCGUGCUGCUGGUAUCAUGGCGCGAUUGGCCUUCAUGAAUGAGAUGAAAGACCUUUCUGACGAUAUCAAGCGAGCUGUCGAGCGUGCCGGACGUGGUAGUAAAGUUUCGAAGGUGGAGAUCGAUCACUUCACCCCACGAGCCUUGCAUAUCUUGGAUACCUUCAUUUUCACAGAUGCAACACCGAAUCCCAAUGUUCGGCAUUUGAUCGAAGAAGCCUUUUGGGUCGCCAAUUCGAAUCCUGAUGUCGAGAUUUUCAGUACACGCGGUGUGUUAUCCAACAGACACGUGCGUUUAGCAACAGAAGACUUCAGCGGUUUUGUCGAGGGAAUUCCCGUCAUUCCAAAGGCUUUAGUGAAGAACUCUUUCAUUCAGAAGCUUGUUGACUUUGAUUUGAUCUCCAUGAUCACCACUGACGACGUGAGAAAAGAGUUGUCAGCCAAAGCUCUAAGCGGCGAUCAACUCUCCCAAUUUAUUAAAUGGAUCAGCCACAAGGCUGCGAAAAACGAGAUCGAUGCACGUACAAUUCACUCUCUUCUGGACGUGGCUGUUGCAACAACUAGCGAUGCUGCUGGCAACGGGAACGUCAUUGCUCUUGGUACGAUCAACAACUAUCUCGAGGUGAAGAAGAUUCCGGCUGAUGUGCCCAUCCCGCCAACCUGCAUCCCCUUUGAGUUUUCUCGAGCUUCUCAAUUUCAUGAAAUGCAAGCCUUGGGUUGGCAAUCAUUGGAAAUUGAUGAUUGGCUCCGACACCUAGUCAAGACGAAUAAGAGUCGACCAGCGGAGCAAGACUACACGAAGACGACCGCAUUUGCAGCUAAUGUUCUUCAAAUUCUUUCCAAGGGUUGGAGUGGAUUGAAGCAAGAAUCUAGGGACGAUGUCGUUCUUGUUCUUCAGAAAGAGGCAAUUGUCCCGAGCAAGCUGGGCAUCAAGAAGCCUGGAGAAUCAUAUCUCGGUAACGUGAAGCUGUUUGAUGAUCUCCCAAAUGUCAUUACCAUCACCGGUGUGAAGAAUCCUUUCUUAGUUGAACUCGGUGUCCGAAAGACUGUGGAACUCGACACUGUCUUCAAUCGCUUGCUUGCUACUCCAGCCGAGGGUAGUGCAGAUAAAGACGCAAACGGCAAUCGCUUCAUGGAUCUUCUCAAAUACCUUGCCUCGGUCCAUGAUGACAUCCCAGCUGAAGACAUGAAGAAGCUAAGAAAUGCUAAAUUCUGCCCUGCGGAAGCUGGUCCCAAGGGUAUGGAAUCAACCAAGGGUACUGCGAGAAAGUACAGUGUCAAAGAGUUGUUUGAGCCAAAGGAUGAUUUACGGCAACUUGGGCUUCCUAUUCUCCGCUGGCCUGGACCUCCUGGUAGCUAUCGUGUCAAAUCCGCUACCGGAGAAUUUCUGUAUGCACUCGGCCUGCGACCAUUCCCCUCGGUGCCAGAACUCAUUGAGAUGAUGGCGAGCGAGGCUCCAACCCCGGGCCCGCACAGAGCCAUGGACUAUUUCAUCGCCAAUCACCACAAUAACGCGUAUUACCAAUUUCGUAUUGGUACUACAGACAAGAAGUUCUUGCCCUUGGAGAAGGCCUCUGGCUCCACUGUGCAGGUCGUUUCACCCACAGAAUGCUUUACGAAUCCAAACUGUGAAGUUUUUGGCUUCAACAUUCUUCGACAAGACCUUCAUAUCCACGCUAACAAGUUCGACGUCACGGCUAAUCCAAACAUUCUUGAAUGUGUCAAUAGACUCCUCGCUAGUCCGCCCACCGACCAGACUCAAGCCACGAAAGUCUUCGAAUACUUAUCAAGUCGUCUCAACGAGCUGGGUCAGAGCAGUGUUGCCAAGAUUGGAGACUCUCGUAUCGUCCCUGUUGGCUCGAAUAAGUUUGGCCGCAGAGAGCCUUUUUCCGACAAGAUGCUCACUCCUCGACAAUGUUACAUCGGUACUUCAUCAACUUACGGCGAAAUAUUUGAAUUUGUCGACUUUGGUAGUAAUGCUAAUGCCUUCUUAUUCAAGUGCGGCUCUAAAACUGAACCUACGAUCAUUGAGCUCGCAACUCUCGCUUGUAACGAACCAGCACGAUUGCUUGGUGUACUGCAGAGUCCUGAAAAAUAUAUGAGUCUUCUGCGAAAGCUGGCGGAUGAAAAACACCAGCUCAGGAAAAACAAGGAUUUGUGGAAGCAAAUGAAGAAAGCCAGAUUUCUACUCGGUGAAGCUGAAGUUUCUGCCAAUGAUACAAAUGAGAAGCGAUCCUCUCAACCACCUGUUUCCGGUGUUGACCAGAACGGUGUCGAUCUUGAUGACAAUGAUGCCGCUCCUGCCAAGCAGUAUCUUCUAGCUAUACCAUCCGAAAUUGUUGUUAUUGAUGAUUUCGUCAGCUAUCGGCUUUUUAAGUCUUCUCUUGUCACGGCAGUUGAGGAUGAAAAGCUCGAAGACUUUUACAUGGAUCUUGGGUCCCCUGCUCUCAGUGUCUUAGUUAAGACUUCACUUAGCCUAGGCCAACGAUCUGAGAAGCAGGACUCUGCCGUUCAGAUGCAGAAUCAUGUUCUUGAACGUGCCAAGCUCUUCCUCCAUGAGCUGAAGCGUGAGGAGAUCAAGCACGACUACCGUUGGCUGGAAAAGAAUCUUAAGGUUGAAGUGGUCAGCGCAAUUGAACUUCGACGAUCUCUUGCUUCCGUUGGUGUAUCACACAGAGAGAAGAGAGCUGCCGCUUGUGAAUAUACCGGAUCAAGUCUCUCGUCUCAACAUACGCUGUACAUCACCGGCGCAAAAUCCAGCUUGUAUCAGAUCAGCACGUCAAUCUGCAAAUUGAUCCUUGAACGCGCAGGUCAAAGCCACAUGAUCACAUUCGAGCAGUUCUUGACACUAAGCUUGAUCGACUUGAAGAACCGUGGUUACAAUGUGGAUCGUAUCCUACGCAUCAAGGCUGCCGAAAGACGAAUUGCCGAGGAGGAGCGUCAAAAGCAGCUUGUUCUUGAGCAGGAGCGAAUUCGACACCAGGAGAAUUUAUGGAAUCAACGACAGCAGCAGAUGUCUUUAGCACCUGUUGCUAAUCCCGAGGACGGUCAACAAAUGCCAGGGUCCUUCGGAGCUGACUCGCCAGAAAAUUCACCAACCCCGAUUCAGCAAGACAAAAGCCGAUUUUCUCUUUCAAAUUUCGUGAAGCGGGGAGGCAUGAGUGGUCUAGGCUCGUUUGGCCAGCACCUUCAAAAGCAGCUAGGCGGUGGUUCAUCUGGCUCACCUUCCCAAGAGCAUGAUGAAGUUGCAGACGUGCGCAAGAGUGUGAAGCCUCAACCCCAAAAGCUGAAGCAAGGAGAAAUUGAACGAGUCACUUCACCAGCCGCAGUUUCGCAGAACCUCGCAUCUGCCAUCGCAGCAUCCCGACCACACAAUUCCGACCAUCUCUUCUCGCAACCAACAACCGCCGUGGUCAAGGAGCAAGAGACAUAUUGCGACUCAGCUUCUGCGCAAAACGUGGUUUAUCUAGCUGACACCGCGAAUUCUACCCGUAUGUUCAUCGACAAGGAUCAUCCCGCCCAUCAGGAAUUCCUUCGCCAGAAUGUUCAGUCGCUCAAUGAUUUCGCUGUUCUCCUUCAUGAAAUAUGCGCCAUUUACAACCUCAAUCCCAUUACGAUGCACAUCUUCUACGAUCCCGCGGGUAAUACAAUUGCCUUCAACUCCAAUGGAAGUAUCUUUUGCAACUAUAGGUAUUUCCUCCAGUUGCAUAAGGAGAACCUAGCGGAUGGGAGAGGAAUUGCAGGUGCCUACUGGUGGGUCGUUGUCGCUCACGAACUAGCACAUAAUUUGGUCUCUUCUCAUGACUCUCAGCAUGGUUUCUAUACUGAAAACAUGAUUGCACAGUACUUUCCCCGUAUGAUGGAGCAAGUUCGUCGCUGGAACAAUGACUUGACUAAGGUUAAGCAAAUAAACCAACGCAUCAACCAACGCUUCUGACCUGGUCUUUCCAUCUGAGCUAGGCAUUGGCGUUUUUGUCGCAUUCAGGGCGUUAAGAUGGGGCGUUUCUGCAUUUGAAUGUGUCAAUAGAGGUUGCAUGAGUGUUUUUCAGCGGCAUUAGCAUGAGCAUCAUAUUUGCAUUUGGGCAUUCGAGGUGUUUCAUAGCGUGGCGCAUGUGUAGACUAGGAUAAUUUGCGCAUGGUUGUUUUAUACCCAUUCGCAGUUGUAGGAUAGGUUGAAUACCUAGUAAAUAAACUUGUUUUUGAUAGAAACAGAUUCAUGAUCG
Mollisia scopiformis is the source of this 5945-nucleotide messenger RNA. RefSeq lists its product as uncharacterized. The transcript has 3 exons. NCBI's taxonomy places the organism in Eukaryota, Fungi, Ascomycota, Leotiomycetes, Helotiales, Mollisiaceae. Bases 347 to 5659 code for a protein of 1770 amino acids. The record is from RefSeq and is a predicted model, not a curated record.